Molecule: messenger RNA, 2972 nt
Organism: Mytilus californianus (California mussel)
Lineage: Eukaryota; Metazoa; Mollusca; Bivalvia; Mytilida; Mytilidae
Product: serine/threonine-protein kinase Nek2-like
Exons: 9
Coding region: 144-1655 (503 amino acids)
Biological process (GO): protein phosphorylation
Molecular function (GO): protein kinase activity; ATP binding
Source: RefSeq, a predicted model, not a curated record
AAAAAUCGUGUCUGAACAUGUUCCAAGAUCACUAGUUCUAUUUUGAUCCAGAGUUUGACGGAUGUUUACAUUUUUAACAGUCAAACUUAAAUCAUAAUGUGACAUAAACGAUAGAUUCAAAACUUUCACACUGAAAAAAAAACAUGAAUGGUACUGAAGACUAUGACUUUAAAUCAAACAUAAAGAAAGAAAAAAUGACUAGGGAUUUUAAAUUUGAUGUUGAUUUAUCAGGUGAAGACCAUAAUCGUUAUUCCAGACAUUCAGUAAAGCACCAAAAGAUGCCUUACAGUACACUGGAUGACUUUGAACCAUUAUCAACGAUUGGAUGUGGAUCAUAUGGGACUUGCAAGAAAAUUAGACGAAAGAAAGAUGGCAAGAUUUAUGCUUGGAAAGAGAUGGACUAUGGAUCCAUGACAGAAUCAGAAAAACAAAUGUUGGUGUCAGAGGUUAACCUUUUACGUGAACUAAGACACAAGCAUAUUGUAAGAUACUAUGAUAGGAUCAUUGAUCGUAGUAACACAACCAUUUAUAUAAUCAUGGAAUUCUGUGAUGGUGGAGACCUGGCAACACUCAUAUCCAAAUGCAGAAAAGAUGGGAUAUAUAUGGAAGAACAAUUUGUAUGGAAGAUGCUCAUUCAAAUGACUCUAGCGCUGCAAGAAUGUCAUCGACGCAAAAAUGGUAAAGCAGUGCUACAUCGUGAUUUGAAACCAGCCAAUAUAUUUCUAGACAUUGAUAAAAAUGUCAAGUUAGGAGAUUUUGGACUUGCCAGAGUGCUACAUCAUGAGACAAGUUUUGCAAAAACAUAUGUUGGAACGCCAUAUUAUAUGUCGCCUGAACUUGUGAAUAACAUGUCAUAUAACGAGAAGUCUGAUAUAUGGUCGAUGGGUUGUAUGUUGUAUGAGCUGUGUUCAUUACAUCCUCCAUUUACUGCUAGUAACCAAUCAGAACUCAACAAAAAGAUUUGUAUGGGAGAGUUUAACAGAAUUCCAAUCAGAUAUUCAAGUGAUCUCAAUGAAGUUAUAGCCAAACUACUUAGAGUUGAGGUUCAUAGAAGACCAGGUAUUGAAGGUAUUUUACGUGAUCCACGAAUACAAAGACAACAACAGUUAUUAGAAAGACAACUAUCAUCAAGUAGGGAAUCAGAAUCAUCAAAAAGUUCUGAGGAUAUAGGUGUAAGAGAAAAAAGAAUAGAUGCCAAAGAGAAAGAACUUGAGAGCAGAGAAAAAGAAAUUACAAGAAAAGAAAUAGAGUUAGAAGAAAAAUUAAAAAAAUUAGACCAACUGAUGAAAGAAUAUAAAAGAAAGGGCAGUUGUAUAGAUGUGAAUUCUGCAGGGGACGCAGUUGCAGAUUUGUCAAUAGACAAUCCAGUUUCCUCAUGCCUAUCCAAAGGAAAGAAAGAUCCUGAUACACCAAAGAAAAAGGUUUCAUUUGAUAUGUAUGGCAAGGAAAAUUUACGUCAACGAGAUCAGAGAGUUUCAGAGCUUUUAUCUAAAUAUAGUGAACCUGAAACAUAUGACAGCCUUUAUACUCAGGAACUUGUCAAACGACAUGAACUCAAAGACAGAUUAUUCAAAGCAAAAUUAAAAGCCUUAGAAAUAAGAGGACUUGAUUAUGAUGUUCGACCGAAAUCUAAAAACCUAUUGCAUUUUAGAUAGCUGUGAUAUCUAAUUUAUUUAUCAUUUAUUUAUUAUGGAAGGUUGUUUCAAAGAUGUUGUUGUUUACUAGGGCUUAAAAUUUUUAGUGGUAUUUACAUAUUUUUAUAAUUACAAAAAGUACAUGAUGUAUGAUUGUAUGGUUUGCCACUGUCACAUCUUAUAUUUGGAAACAUUUUUUUCCAUCAUAACUUUUUGUGACAGAUUCUACUGAGAUUUCAGCACAAUAUUGCAAGAUUUAAAGUUGGGAAGAUAUAAGGGUUAUUCUUUUACUUUUGAAACAAAAACAAAGAGAUUUUAAAAGUUAAAACAAAAUUCAAUGUACUGUAUGCAAUUUUUGGUGUUAAGAAAAGUAAUGGUUAAAUUUUUGGCUAAUCUGAUCCUGAAAUUUCAUGGAAGUUAAACGUAUUGUAUGAAACAAGUAGUGAUAAACACAUUUAAUCUGAUUUAAGGUUUACUUGUUAAACUAAUAGCACAUUGUGCUAUUUUAUUUUAUAUGAACAUGUUAUGCUGAGAAUUUUAUACUUUUUUUUUAUCAAUAUCCGUCCUUUUAUAUUUUUGUCACAUUUACAGCAUUAAACCAAAUGCAACAAUCCCAACAUUUUCAGGAAUGUAUACAUUAUCAUAUUUUAAAUAAGAAAUAAAUAAAAAUAUCUUUAAACUAUCUUAUUUUAUCCUCAUAAAGUUUUAUUUACAUUUUCAAUGAAAUGACAUUUAUAUUUUGUUCUUAAACCCUACUUAUUAAAUCAUAAAAUUUGAGCAUAAUUUAUGCUCAAGUUUUCAUAAUUUUUAAAAAUCUUGAAUCACAAUCCUAGCUUUUUUCUUAUUGAGAGUCUACUGGUUAUCAAUACAUAAGAAAUUGAUUAUUAAAUAAAUCAUAGAAAUAUAUAUAACUUGUGAACAUUAUUUGACUCAAACUCAUAUUUUUAAAGCCAAUUAAACAUGUUAAAUAAAGAAUAAUGUCAUUUAUAGGUCAACACAUAUUUUUUAUAAAAUUAAAUUUAAUUGAUUACAUUCAAGCAAAGAAAAACUUAUUAUAAAAAUGUCGGCUGGUUAAAAUAUAACAAAUUUAGAAAAAAAAAUUUUGUUUGUUUUUGUGUGGUUGUGGAAUAUUGCCAUAAACUAGGGUAGGUUUCAAUGCAAGUUUUAUGUUUGUUGACUGUCUUGUUACAACUUUUAGUGCUAGAUUGAAUAACACAUACAUGUACAAUGAACAGUUGGACAGGGUGACACAUUUUGUUACAUUAUUUUUUUUUUUAUAUACAAAUAUUUUUACAGAUUUUUAGCAAACAAAAGUGAUAAUAAACUGAUUUUUUUUCA